GUUUGCUUGUAUUCACAAGCUACAGUGAAUUUUGGUUAACUAUAUACAAAUAAUCUUUCUUAAAUGAAUAAUGGUUAACAAACUAUUGAUGCCAAAUGGAUUCUUUUCAUGCUACACCUUUCCAAUGGUCUGUUUAAAGCAUCUUUAGAUAGAAGAAUAGAUAUGUUUACUAUAUUAUACCAUGAAGUGGUUAAAUAUUAUUGCCAGUGUGACAGAUCCAUGGAAAUGCCAUGCAGAUACACUCUACCGGUCAUCCAUAUGACUGCACUUUUAGCCCACCACUGUGGUAACUGAGGGAAAGUAAGAAAUGAGGUUAAUUUAACAGGUCUUGGCUUGUCUUUUUGACAGAAAAACACUGCAUGCAUUCUUGUGCUCUUUUAAUCACAUGCCAAGCUCUCAGGCAUUAGAGUUCCAACAAGCAAAAGUUGACCAUUGUUCAUCAUGAAAUUGAUAUUUAUGCUUAUGUUGAUUUGGGGACUGAUGAAGAGUUUAAGAUUCCAGUGUGUGUUCGAAAAUGGGUAUUUCUGCUCUUCCAUUCCAAAAGAUUUUCCUGAAGGUCUGACCUCUGUUCUAUUCGUUGUCACGAAGAUUGGAGUUAUCAACUCAAGUGUCUUCACCAGCCCAAACUUGAAAUCUGUCACCAGUCUAGCUUUAGCGAACAGUGGCAUCGUAAAAAUUGAACCUGGAGCCUUUUACUCUUUCCAUAGUCUCACCAAACUUAGUUUAUAUCAAAAUAAUCUGACUACAGUUAUGGCUUCUUGGCUUUCCAAACCAGAGCACUUAGAAAGCCUUACAAUGUCCCUGAAUAUCAUUCAGGAAAUUGGCCCCAAUAUGUUGUCCAGUUUCUCUAACCUGACAACCCUUAAUUUCGCAAGCAAUAGAAUUCAUAUGAUUGAAGGUGGAAGUUUGAAGAAUUUGUCAAAGCUAACUUUUAUUGAUCUAUCUGGUAAUAACUUAUCUACCUUAACAAGAAAUGUGUUCAGUGGGCUGAUGUCCCCAAUAAUGAAACUGGGUGACAAUCCAUGGAACUGUUCCUGUGAACUUCAAGAUUUUGGAUUAUUUUUGCAAGAGCUGAUGAAUGCUUCUGUAUUGGAAGAUGCUUCAUCUGUGGUGUGUCAGAGCCCACCAGCCUUGAAGGGAAUUCCAGUUUGGAACAUCUCUGACUUUAACUGCCCACCUAUUCUCAUAGCACCAUCACUUGAGAAUGACUUUUAUAAAGUUGGAUUGCCAGCGAUGCUUCUGUGUGUAGGGUUGCUUUCAUUUCUUUUGCUGCUUCUCCUGCUUUGGAAAAUGAAACAAGAGAAAAAGCAAGUGCAGCCAGGUAAAGAAGUUACUGUUGAAAAUAGCCAUGAAAAAUUAACAGGUCACAUUAACACGAUGACAGAGAGACUAACGUGCCAAGGACUAUUACAUGAAAAGCUACAGACAAUAGUAGAAAUUGGCAAAACCCAACAAAAUAGAACGCAGAGAAGUCGGGCAAAAUCUGCCUCACCAAUUAUGUUGAGAACAGAGUUUCAACACAGUAGUUCUCAACACCCCAGACCAACAGAUGAGAACCAGGAGCAACCCAAAAUCUCUAGUAUAGUAAUAAAUGAACAACCCUGCAUGAAAAAUGAAGACUGCAACAAUGUUAUGGAACUGUGGUAUUUCAAUAGCUUGCAAGAUUGCAAUAAGAAGGUUAUGCUUAAUCACAAUGCAAACACUUCACCCACUGAGCUAAGCAUAGAAACCCAAAACAAGGAUAGUUCAGUAUUGUUAAAGCAGUCAUUGCAGGACGAUGGUGUUUCAGAAGUGUGCUGGAAUGAUGGAGUUAAGGGAAGUGAUAAAAUAGAGAAGGUUGAACCUUUUUUGUAUUUAAGUGUUGCUAGUACAACUGAAGAAUCACCCAGUGUAUCUGGCACUGGACACAAAGGUGCUGUGAACAGAAAUGUGAAUAUGAGACUGUGUUCUUUGAGGAGAGUUUUUACGUGGCCGUAUGAAAAAUGCAAAAGGGAUCAAAGCCAAGACACUUUAUGUUGUGAGGAUUUUUUCCAGGCAUGUUCCUAUAUGCCCACUAGUGCUCCAGGUGUUCCAGCAGCAGUCAGGAAAACAGAAUCCAAAGAUGAACAAAAUCUGUCUGAUCCCCAUCUAAGUACUGGAAGGGAACAAAAGUCAAUUCGUGAUUACUGCAGUAAUGAACCUAACUUAAACAGAGAAGCAAAACCAGCAAGGAAAUUGGUAUCUCCACUUCAGAAAGGAGCUAAGCAAAUAGCCACAAUGGAGAAUGCAUAUAACUCAGUGCCUGGAAAAGGAUUCAGAGGCCCCGAGGCUGUAAAAAAGAAUAACAAAAAGACGCCUUCCCUGACUGGAUUUGGCAAUGACCCUAUUCGCUCGCCAGCAUCCUCAGACAACUCUGGUCACAGCUCCUCCCCAUGUGAUAACACAUUGCUCGGAAAUAAUGAAUACACCUUCAUUGAUCUUUUGCAUGAAGUCGUGGAAAAUCGUGGAAGGCGGACUAGGGAGAGGUGGAAACAGACCCAUCAAGUGCAACUUGCUAUUCAUCCCCCAGGGAAGUCAAAGUAAACUCAUUGCACUACUCCAAAAAAAAAAAAAAAAAAAGUUCAGUGGACAGUAGACCAUCUGCUCAACUGAAAUUGUUGUUAUAACAUUGCAGACUGGUGAAAUGUACCUGAUUUGACAGUACUGGAAGUUGAAACCCUGUGGUACACAUACGUCCAGAACAAUGCAAACUGUUUCUUCUGAUUGCUGCAUGAACCCUAUUUUGGAAAAGCCACUUCUAAGAACAAGAGGAGAAUUUGUUCCUGCUUCAGUUGAUUCUUUGUGCCAAAAAAGGGUGAUUAAUGUGACAGUUUUUGUGAUGUGAUCAUUUAUUUACAGGAAGCUAGACUGAGACUUACCAAACUCAUUUGAUUUAGGCAACCAGAUAGACAUCAGACGACUAAUGAGUUUUGGUCAGUAAUCAUCUAGGGUAAAUUUUCCAAAAAUGCCCAUAUGAUUUCCAUACUAAAGUCCCAUAUAAAGUACAUAUGACUUACAUAUGUUGACUUAGCACUCUUGAAAAUUUUAUGUAGGCUGGUUUUGCUCCAGAUAUGUAGAAGAAGCCAAAUUCCAUUAUUCACCCCACCCUCCCGAAAUCACCCAUAUCAUUACUGUCAUAUCAGCAGCUUAGAAAUUGAUAGUUCAUGGGGUACGGAGCCUCGACCUGCUCUAUUUAUUGGCAGACACCAUUAGUAUCCAGAGAUGUCAAUCUGGCCUAUUCAUGAGCACUAAAAAUGAAUUUACUUGCACAAGAAAUGCUAAUGGGUUAUACCUUCUUACAUGACUCCCUAAUUGUGCACUCUCUCUCUGUUUCUGCAGAAUAUUAGUAAUAAUGCAAAGCUAUCUAUUGAGCAAUAGGGCUAUUUUAUAUGUACAACACCGUCUUUUUGGUAGGCUUUAUGGGUUUUACACACUAUUUUCAAGUAAUAAUUUAUAAAAUGGCUAAUAAACCAUGUAACUAGAAAUGUUUGUCUACAGUGAGCUAUUAACUCUGUCUGAUCUUCUGUAACGUUAGAUCUUGUUCCACUAUCCCUCAUGAAUUUCCAUGCAAGUGAGAACAGCUAAUUGUUAGUCUGUUUGCAAUUCCAUCCAAAUAACACCUUCUUUUUAAUGCUUAUAUUUGUUCAGAUUUAGGGCUGGUGCAAAUCACAAAGAAUUUGUUUUGUAUAUUUUGGAUUUGUUUAGAAAUAUUGUAAUUUCUUCUCGCUAGAUAGCUGGCCCUUGUCUCUCCCCUAUCCUCUUCCAUCCUCCUUUUUUGUGUGGAGUAAGGAUUUUGAUGGGGAAAGAUUGAAAGUUAGGAUAUUUUGCUGUUAGGGUCACAAGUACCAUUCACUCCCUUAAAUUUAUCAGUCUCUUUUCAUUAUUUAUUGCUGUCAUACCUUAAAUUUUAAUUCAUGCAAAUUUAAUUGUUUAUAAUCUCCUGAACUGAGAUUUAAUGCAGAAAAGUAGGAACCAUCAUUUGCAUACUUCUUACAUGACUCCAAGGCUUUGUCUACACUGCAGGGUUUU
Pelodiscus sinensis (Chinese soft-shelled turtle) is the source of this 4047-nucleotide messenger RNA. RefSeq lists its product as uncharacterized. Lineage: Eukaryota; Metazoa; Chordata; Testudines; Trionychidae. Gene Ontology annotation, cellular component: plasma membrane. The record is from RefSeq and is a predicted model, not a curated record.